CUGACAACAAUAAAAAAAAUGAGAGAGGGAAGGAAGCGAUUGGAUAACACAGAGACACACAUACAUACAUACACAUUCAUUGUACACACUCCCCCCGUCAAAAUGCCCAAACCCUAAAUCUAUAUUCCUCUGACCGCUUCUUCUUCUUCUUCUUCUGUUGUCUUUCGAGUGUUGGUUGUCGAUUUCGAUGCCCCAAUCUGGGACCUGGGUACUGUUCCCAAGCUCCACCCGGAUUCUUUUCCGUCGCGGAAGCCAUUGAUGUGAAAGCUCCGAUAACUUGUGGUUUUUAGCUUCUUCCUAACGUAGCCGCUAAUCGGAUUUUUAGGUAUUUAUUCUUUAUUUCCGGAUCUCCAUCUAAUCGGAUCUUGUGUGUGCUUCUUACUCUCGAUCUGAAUGUGAUAAGGAGGACCCUGUGUUUUAAUUGGUAUAGAUUGGGUGGGGAACAGAUCUUGUGAUGAGAUCUCAUUCAGUCAGAAUGUGGGUUUAUUAGGGUUCUUUACAAAGUCUGCAACUUUGAAUUAGAUGCGUUUCCAAGAUAUAGAGUCUGCUUAAAGCUUGCUAUUAGUUAGAAUCCAGAGCCAUGUCCUUCAAGAGUCUCAUUCAGGACAUGAGAGGAGAGCUUGGGAGUAUUUCUAGAAAGGGAUUCGAUGUCAGAUUCGGCUAUGGUAGAUCCAGGUCUCAACGUGUUGUUCAGGAUACUUCUGUUCCUGUUGAUGCUUUCAAGCAGAGCUGCUGGGCUAACAUGCCUCCGGAGCUCCUCAGGGAUGUUCUCAUGAGGAUUGAGCUAUCCGAAGACACUUGGCCCUCUAGAAAGAAUGUUGUUUCUUGCGCUGGUGUCUGCAGGAACUGGCGUGAGAUCGUCAAGGAGAUUGUCAAAGUUCCUGAGGUUUCUAGCAAAUUGACUUUUCCUAUCUCCCUCAAACAGCCCGGUCCAAGGGGAUCACUUGUUCAGUGCUAUAUUAUGAGAAACCGCAGCAAUCAAACCUACUACCUGUACCUCGGGUUAAACCAAGCAGCAGCUUCAAAUGAUGAUGGAAAGUUCCUUCUUGCUGCCAAGAGGUUUCGGAGGCCAACUUGCACUGACUACAUCAUCUCCUUAAACUGCGAUGAUGUCUCCAGAGGAAGCAAUACCUACAUCGGAAAGCUAAGAUCUAACUUUCUGGGGACCAAGUUCACUGUAUUUGACGCUCAGCCGACGAAUCCUGGAACUCAGGUUACCAGAACCCGUUCAAGCAGACUUCUCAGUCUGAAACAAGUGAGCCCAAGAAUUCCAUCUGGCAACUAUCCUGUAGCACACAUCUCAUAUGAGCUUAACGUCUUGGGUUCCAGAGGACCGAGGAGGAUGCAGUGUGUCAUGGAUGCCAUCCCUGCAUCAGCUGUUGAACCUGGAGGAACAGCUCCAACUCAGACGGAACUUAUCCACAGCAAUCUUGAAAAUUUCCCGUCUUUCUCCUUCUUCAGGUCGAAAUCAAUUCGUGCAGAGAGUCUUUCUUCUGGUCCAGCGUCUGCUGCUCAGAAGGAAGGACUGCUUGUCCUGAAGAACAAAGCGCCCAGAUGGCACGAACAGCUCCAGUGCUGGUGCCUAAACUUCAAUGGGAGAGUCACUGUUGCUUCGGUCAAAAACUUUCAGCUGGUAGCUGCUCCUGAGAAUGGACCUGCAGGACCUGAGCACGAAAACGUGAUUCUCCAGUUCGGGAAAGUCGGAAAAGAUGUGUUCACAAUGGAUUAUCAGUACCCAAUCUCUGCCUUCCAGGCCUUCACCAUUUGCCUUAGCAGUUUCGACACCAAGAUAGCAUGUGAAUGAUUUCCAACAAACCGUGUGACUCCGGGUUUAUUUAGUUGUAUCAUGUUGAAAGAGAAGACUGGUUUGGCCUCGUCUUAGAAGUGUGUGUACAUAGUUUCAAAAGUCUUGGCAAAGUCCAUACAAAAAGAGAGAGUCAAGAAUCGAAGACUGUAGAUUGUGUUUGUUGUUGUUGUUGCGUUGUGUUGCUAGUGAUUGUAGUUCCAGACUAUGAUUUCAUUUCUCUGAUAAUUAAUUUGAUCGUUUUUUUGGAGAA
Arabidopsis lyrata subsp. lyrata is the source of this 2057-nucleotide messenger RNA. Its product is annotated as tubby-like F-box protein 3. NCBI's taxonomy places the organism in Eukaryota, Viridiplantae, Streptophyta, Magnoliopsida, Brassicales, Brassicaceae. The transcript is spliced from 5 exons. Gene Ontology annotation, molecular function: protein binding. The record is from RefSeq and is a predicted model, not a curated record. Bases 581 to 1804 code for a protein of 407 amino acids.